Moneuplotes crassus is the source of this 1546-nucleotide messenger RNA. Lineage: Eukaryota; Ciliophora; Spirotrichea; Euplotida; Euplotidae. The record is from the annotation of a GenBank genome assembly.
UAAAAAAAGCGCGUUGAAUAAUUAAUUAUGGAGAAAACAGAAAAAACUACUCACAAAAGCAAAGCUGAAAAGAAAGAAACAACUGAGAAGCCAGAAGAGGAGGCCCAAGAGAAUAUUCAGGAGAAAAUUGAGAAAACUAAACCUGAAGAAACUAAGAUAGAGAAGACAGAAGAAGAUGAUAACAUUAUUGAUAAGUCUGUCACCUUUAAGGAGCUAGGCCUUUGUGAUGAGCUGUGCGAGGCGGUUAAGAAGCUUGGGUUUAAACAUCCAUCUAAAAUUCAGAAAGAAGCACUUCCAUAUGCUAUGAAAGGAAAAGACAUUAUUGGGCUUGCUGAGACUGGAAGUGGAAAAACAGCAGCUUUUGCAUUACCUGUUCUUCAAGAUUUGUUAAAUGAGCAAAGACCAUUCUUCUGUCUUGUGAUGUCUCCAACAAGAGAGCUUUGUAUUCAGAUUGCAGAGCAAUUUGAAGCUAUUGGAGCUGAUAUUAAUUUAAAGACUUCUGUAUUAGUAGGAGGACUUGAUAUGAUGGCUCAAGCUAUCUCCCUUGCUAAAAAGCCUCACGUUAUUGUCGGAACUCCAGGAAGAGUUGCUGACCAUCUUGCAAACACCAAAGGAUUUAACUUAAAACACCUUAAAUACUUAAUCUUCGAUGAAGCUGAUAGACUGCUAAACCUUGAUUUCGAGAAACAAAUCAAUCAAAUUCUCUCAACUAUCCCUAAAAAGAGGAGAACAUUUUUAUUCUCAGCAACAAUGACUAGCAAGGUCCACAAGCUUCAGAGGGCUUCACUUGUAGAUCCUGUAAAGAUCGAGGUGUCUGAUAAAUAUCAGACUGUAUCUACUUUGAUUCAGAACUACCAUUUCUUGCCAAACAAAUAUAAAGAAGUAUACCUUGUUUAUCUUCUCACUGAGUUCAGUGGGAAGAAAAUUAUGGUGUUCAACAACACUUGUAUGGCCAUCCUAAAAAUGACCCUGAUGCUCAGGAACUUAGGCUUUGAUGCAGUAGCUCUUAGUGGAAACCUUACUCAGACCCAAAGAAUAGGAGCCCUCAACAAAUUCAAAUCAGGAGGCAAGAUCUUGAUAGCAACCGAUGUUGCUAACAGAGGGCUUGAUAUUCCCUCUGUUGAUCUCGUUAUCAAUUCUGAUAUUCCUGCAAAUCCUAAGGAUUACAUCCAUAGAGUCGGUCGUACAGCUAGAGGAGGUAAAUCUGGAAGAGCAGUCACUUUAGUCACUCAAUAUGAUGUAGAGAAUUUCCAGAAAAUUGAGCAUCUCACCAAGGUAAAAAUGUCAGAAUACCCUAUCAAACAAGAUGAAGCUCUCAUCUUUUAUGAAAGAGUCAUUGAAGCUCAAAGACUUGCAAAUCUUGAAGUGAAGACAAUGGACACCAAGAAAGGAUUUGUCACUGGGUCUGAUAUGAAAGACUCUGAAGAGGCAGAUCAGAGUUUAUUCUCUCUUGCUGGAAAGAAAAGGAAAGGUGGAAAGAACUUCCAAUCGAAAUCAUUUGCUAGGAAGAGGCGUAGAAAUUAACCAAUAAUAUAUAAUUUCAGUA